Molecule: messenger RNA, 2730 nt
Organism: Lolium rigidum
Lineage: Eukaryota; Viridiplantae; Streptophyta; Magnoliopsida; Poales; Poaceae
Product: plant-specific TFIIB-related protein PTF2
Exons: 5
Coding region: 1-1749 (582 amino acids)
Biological process (GO): transcription preinitiation complex assembly; transcription by RNA polymerase III; DNA-templated transcription initiation
Cellular component (GO): transcription preinitiation complex; nucleus; transcription factor TFIIIB complex
Molecular function (GO): RNA polymerase III type 3 promoter sequence-specific DNA binding; RNA polymerase III general transcription initiation factor activity
Source: RefSeq, a predicted model, not a curated record
AUGGCGUCGACGUGCUGGUCGUGCGGCGAGGGCCCGGUGGUCUCGGACCCGGACUCGGGCGCGCUCGUCUGCACCUCCUGCGGCCGCGUCCACGACGCUGGCGCCGGCGAGUUCGUCCACAAGCAGACCUUCACCAUCGACGGGCAGCUCGACUUCAGCAGCUCCAAGCAGGUCUACAGCUCCGAGAACCCCUACCUCGACCGCAAGCUCUACCUCGCCACCGACGUCAUCACCUCCACGGUCGCCCCCUUCUCGCUCUCGCCCACGCUCCUCCGGGAGGUCCUCGAGAUGGCCCAGUCCGCCACCGACGGGGCCCUCGCCUCCCCGGGCACCGCCUUCCUCCCCGCGCUCGCCGCCGCCUGCGUCUUCCUCGUCGCGCGGCGCCACCGCCUUCCCAUCUCCCUCGCCGAGGCCGCCGCGGCCGCCUCCUGCACCACGUUCGCGCUCGCCGACCUCGCGUCCCGCAUCGCCUCCCGCCUCUCCCUCCCUCCCCUCCCGUCCUUCGACUACUCCGCCGCGCUCGAACGCGCCGUGGAGUACUCGGGCAAGCUCAGGGAAGCCGCAGGCGAGAAAACCGAAGACAUCCUCUCCCAAGCCAGGUUUCUCCUCCGCUGCGCCUCCAAGUGGUCCCUCACCACCGGUCGGCACCCACAGCCUGUUGUCGCCGGCGUGAUCGCCUUCGCCGCAGAGCUGAACGGGGUCACCUCCAUGUCCGUGGAAGAAAUCGCCCUGGAGAUCCCGGCGGUGCCUUACACCAGCCGCCUCCGAUACAAGGAGCUCGUUGCUGCGCUGGUGCGUGUGGCGCAGAAGCAGCUUCCGUGGGGUGCCGACGUCAAUGCCAGAAACCUGCUUCUGAACGCGCCCUUGCUUCUCCGGCUCAUGGAGAUGCGGUCACAGUCAGACCCUUCGGAACAGUUUCUGGAGAGCUUCGCUCCAGACAUUGCCAGCAUUGUGCAGGUGUACUCAACCGUCGACGAGGACGAGUCCAAGUACCUCCAGAGUGUUCCCCUGGAUGCUGAUGAUUUGGAUUUCAAGAAUUCUGGGCAAGAAUCAGAGGAUCUCAAGAUCUCGGAGGGAGGCAUGUCAGAUACUUACCAGAACGUCUUAAAGAGGAUCGCUCAGCUAAAGGAACUUGGGAAGGUUGGCAAAGUUGCUACCAGGAGGAAGCGGUGGAAGAGAGGGCUGGACCUGGAGCCGUGGAUGGAUUCGCUGGGUAAUGGCUGGGCCAAGAACAUGCCCCUUGAGGAGGUACCAGAUAUUGACAUUGGCUAUGAUGCACCUCCUCCAUCGUUUACUGCUGGACUGGAGUUGCAGAAACGGAGGAGAGCACGAAUUGAAGCUGCCAAGUGUCGGAUCGAUGAAAUUAGGAACCCUCCUGCUGCUCGUACUGCAAGUACAAUUGAUUUGCCGUCUACUCUUCGAACUGAAGAUGCCUGUCCACCCCAAAAAAAUACAACUGGUUUGCCAUCUGCUCUUCGAAAUGAAGAUGCCUGUCCACCCAAAAAAAAUAUCAAGAAAAGGCAAAAGAGACAAGAUCCUGCCAUGGAUCAUGUCACUCACAGAAACCAUCUGGCAGAGAUCUCAAAUGCUCCUGACUGUGGGAGGAAGAGACAGAAAAGAGGCGCAUGUAAUGGUAUUGACUGGGAAGAUUGUGUUAUCGAGCUCCUGCUGUUACAUGGUGCAAAUGAAGCAGAGAUAGAACAAGGCCAUUACAAAAGAUUGUUGGAUUUGCAUGUCUUCACUUCAUAAGUGGAGACAGAUGAAACUUGGUGAUGCGGCGUCUCCAGUCUUUAGAAUUUGGUUACUGAAUUGCUUCAUGAACAUAGAUCAAUAUUGAGGUUUAACUCGACAUUCAGUUCAUCGAUAACCUGAAAGAGUUUGUCAAUCAUCUAACCAAGGGAAUGCAUGCUGAUGUUUCUGGAUCUAGUAAUAUGCCCCAGCAAACCCACUUAAAUGAUGACCUCAACAAAAUGGGAUGAUUUUGGUAGGCAAAAUAUCCACAAGAUUCAGCUGCAGCUGCCGACGACAGGAAGUACUAUACAUGGGUAUUGAAUUUUUUUGCCAAAAAACUUGUGCCGAUGGGCAGUGGAAUGGAAACCAUCCAGACAGUGGGGCCUAAAUAUGCUCUCAAGUAUCACCGAUCUGCAGAGAGUGCACUUAGCUAUUGCUACAGAUAUUGUUUGGAACUACUGCUUGAAAAUGGUCUUGAAAGACCAGUAAAUGGUGCAUCUGAAGAUUUCAGGAACUCACUGAUUUGGACUAUGGGGAGAGUUAGAGCUUCAUUUAAGAUGUGGUAUAUGCAUGGCAUGUUAACUCUCAUGUUCUGGUGUAUUGUGUUGCAAGAAGCAAUCGAUUGUCAUGGUUUUAGCUCCAUGAUAUUCUAGCUAAAUGGCUUUAUUCUUUUCUGUAUUCACCAAGAAAUUUUGUGCUAGCACUUGAUGGCUUCAUUCACGUUGUAUGUUUUACACUAUAAUUUUCUCUAUGAGCUGUUGUUUUCGGACGCUCUCCAGUCUUCAGAAAUCUAUUCCAGUUGCCACCUCCAGCUUUAACUUGCAUAGUUUAUUUCUGGUGAUCCUCUUCAGGCUAUCAUAGGCAUGGAUUGGCGCCUCUUCAGGCAAGGACUUUUUCCAGUCACUGGCCGUGAUUAAACUUCUGCAAAGUCGAACGGUUAGUUUCGCAUUUUCAUUGUUGUGCAUCAACAUGUCUUAUUGUUCUUAUUUCUUACUACUU